Messenger RNA from Microsporum canis CBS 113480, 4437 nucleotides. RefSeq lists its product as hypothetical. Gene Ontology annotation, molecular function: protein binding. NCBI's taxonomy places the organism in Eukaryota, Fungi, Ascomycota, Eurotiomycetes, Onygenales, Arthrodermataceae. The coding region runs from base 1 to 4437 and encodes 1478 amino acids. The record is from RefSeq and is a predicted model, not a curated record. The transcript is spliced from 4 exons.
AUGUCUGGGGCCGAGUCUGCUGAUGAUGUCGACAUCGACCAGAUGUGGAGGGAAACUGAAGUUGAAUUCCAGAACUUGAGUGGAAACAGCACAAAGGGCCUGAAACAACUUUCCGUCGAAGAAGUUCUUGCCAGCCUUCAGCAGAAGAAAGAGGCGGAUGCGAAAACUAACGCAAGAUAUGCAAGGGUGAAAAAUGCUGUGGAUAAGACGCUUGUUUGUAUCCAAACGCUGGGGUCAUUCGCUGCCUCCAUUGCUUCAAAUUUUUUCGGACCCUCAAAUCUUUGUUUUAGUGCUGUUUCCAUGUUAAUAACAGCAUCCCAAAAGUAUUCCAAAAUAUUUGAUGGUCUCUCGGAGCUCUUUGAGCGUAUUUCAACAUUCUUAGACAGAUUCGAAAUUUAUGCAAGAGCGAAGGUGGUUGGUGUUAAAAUUGACCCUCAUCUAAGGAGAAUUAUUCAUGACUUGCUGCGCAGUUUCGUGCGCAUUUGCGCCCUGUCCAUUAAGAUAUCAAAACAUUCAAAGGUUCUUCUGGCCCUUGAAGUAUUCAGUUUUGGAAGCGACAAGGGUGUUUCAGCAGAACUCAGCAAGCUUGAAACACUUGUACAAAAUGAAACCAAAAUGAGCAUUGCUUUAAUUCUGGAAUCCGCAAAGAUUAGUGAAGGAAAGAUAACUGCUGGCUUUUCUGAUGUCAAGUCAUCAAUUGGAAUCAUGGAUUCAAAGCUAGACAAUAUUGAUGGACACAUGGAAAACGUCUCCUCCUUCCUAGAGAAAUACGACCUUGCCGAAAGACGCAAAGAUCAAGAAGGAUUAAGUCAACAACGAGAAGACAAGAUCAAAGCCGCCCUGAAAAUUGAUAAAGAAAUAUGGAGGACCUAUCAGGAAGACUAUAUGAGCAACAUAGUCCCAGGCACCGGCCAGUGGCUUCUCAAUGAUCCUCAGUUUUCGGCCUGGACAAACCCCAACACCAAAACUCAGCCCAUCAUUGGCCUCAAAGCAAAGGAAGGAUAUGGGAAAAGUUAUCUAUCCUCUGCUGCAAUCAGACAUCUAUACCGGCUUUACCCCCCAGGAAAUCAGGACACCCGGAUGUCUGUUGCCUACUACUUCUUUGGGGGAACUGCCUUACAGUCUACGGAAAAAUCUGUAAAUACUGCUCUCAGAUCGAUUGUCUGGCAACUUACACAGAAUGACGCAGUAUAUCAAAAGAAUGUCGCGUCAGUGUGCGACAAACCGGAAGAGUUUGGAAACUCCUUAGAGCUUUGGAAACAGCUCGUCGUCAACUUCUCUCUAAAGACCAACGCUGUUUUCUAUAUUGUGCUGGAUGGUAUCGAAGAGCUGGAUACCGAAAUUGGAAAGCCUCUGGUCGAGGUCUUCCGUGACAUAUCACUCAUGGCAAAUGAGGGUAUGAUGACGGUUAGGCUGUUCAUAACUGGAAGGCCCACCAUCUUCGCCGAAGCCGAGACAGCACCCGGGGUUUCUCUCUCUACGAUUGAGCUUGGAACUCGCAAUAAAGAGGACAUUGAAAUAUUUAUUGAAAUGCGAAUGGAUAAUAUGGAAGUCCUCAAAAACAAGGAGAAGCAAGAGAUCAAGGAACUGAGAAGUCUAGUCAAAACCGGCCUUGCGAACGGUAGCCAGGGAGACUACUUCCAGUUAAAUUACCUAUUGACGGAGAUCAGUAAAAAACGGAGAAAAAAGGAGAUCCAAGAGGUUUUGGAGCAUGCUGGCGAGGACCGAGAGGCCACAAUCGCCCGUGAAAUUGACCAACUGAACCAUACCCUCGGAUAUGAAGAUAUUCAGGAUCUGGUGGAAAUACUUGGCUGGGUAAUGGGUUCGAAACGCGCUCCUUUCCUUAAAACACUUGAAGGCGUUCUUUUAAUUAAGAACGGUGAGGGCUCACUUAUGCCACUGGAAGAGCAAGUCCGGAAUAAAUAUUCUUCAUUACUUGAGAUAGCAGAAUAUGACUCGGUGAUACUACGCUCCAAGGCUAUCGGUGAAUUUUUCAGGAAACAGACAAAAGAGGAAACAAAAGAAGAAGUUGCAAGGACUGAGCUACACCCAGCAGAAAUUGCUAUUGUGAAAAGAUUUCUUAACAGCGUCUGUGAUAAAGAAUUAUUCGAUAAAUUCGGAUUUGAAGAAUUUUUUAAGUCGAAACUUGGGGCUAAAGCUGCUUCAAUCCGUGUGAAUAUGGAAACCCUGAAGGUCCACACUGUACUUGUUGGUAUGAAAUCUGUGGCGAACGAGAGGGAUGAAGAGCUGCAAUCUCUGAGGAAUUCACAUUUCUACUUUUUCCAAGAUUACUUGGAUGAAAUUGACCUGGCACUUACGCAGCCUGCGCCGAAAACUGAAAUUGGUUCAUACCUUAUCAAGCACUUCACCGAUGAGGCAUAUAUGAAAGUCUGGUGGGUUGAGGACCCAAAGAAAUGGCUGCAAACAGUGAACUGGGAGACACGGGAGCCAUUUUUGUGGCUGCUUGGAUAUGUAACUAAGAUAAAAGAACGUAAAGGAGAAGGUAAGCGGGUUACAGAAGAUGUUUCGCCCACAUUAGAACAAAUUUAUGACGUGGAGGAAUGGGCAAAAUCCGAAUUGGAUGUUUCCACAGCCGAUUCGUUAUGGGAGGUGCAGAUGGCAAUUACUCUCCACCUGUUUGGAUUUUAUCAGGAAUCCAUUGAUAAGUGCAUUAUUUCUCGCGACCUGGACGCUUCCAAUUGGCGUGCCUCUUAUAUUCAAGCGGAGUCAUAUUGGGAAAUGGAUGAUACUCACGCCUCGCUUGAACUUAUAAGGCCUGUGAUGGAAAGGUUCAGGAAUGAGGAAGAGUUAAGAGUCGAAUACGAAGACAAGUUUUAUCUUGGAGUCCUCGCCUUCUACGGAGUGUGGAAUACCGAUAUCAAGGAGUACGACAAAGCAACAGCCGCCUUCCAAGAAAUUCAUGAACAUGAUAUGGAUCAAUACGCGCCGAUUUAUUGGACUUUGGAAUUACUAGAAAAACAGGAAAAAUACACAGAAAUCAUGGAAACUCUCCAGGAUUUAAAGGGAAAAAAAAAUAGUAAGGGCCAAACUCGCCUGGCAGCGAUGCAUCACCAAUACGCAAAUAAGGAUGAGUACUUCACAAGAUUGAAUGUAGCUGGAUAUCAUUCCAACAGCAUUGAUGUUGUUCGUGAUUCUCUUUACGAGUCAUUGGCAGCGGAAAACACUGUGGCAGUGAUUCCAUAUGUUACCUCAUGGCUUAAUCACUUUCUCGCUCGUGUGCUGUACCAUUAUCCGAGGUCUGAUGCUGAUAAAGCAGAAGCUAUCAAAAUAUGGGCGCAUAUCGUGGAUAAAUCUGCCCGCAAAAUAUACCUCACAACUGAAGCGGAUUAUCUUGAGGCUACCACUGAAAAGUUAGGGGAGGUAUAUCUUCACCAAGCAAUAGACGCUGGAAUCGACACGCCAGAUGCCGAGGAAAAUUUGAAGAAAUUAAUGAACUUGGGCCCCGGCGAAAACGACACGUCUAGCCUGUUCAGUAGCCAGAAUUUGAAAUUCGCUAUCGCCCGUUUGCAGUAUCUUCUAGGCCAAAAGGAGAAAGCGAUAGAAACCUUGAGAGGCUAUGUCAAGGUAGCUCUGGACUUGCUAUGUGAUGAUGAUGAUAGUAAUGACUGGGAUGCUUUCCUGAGACUAACGUCUGUGGCCCAUGUUUGCGACGACGCCAAUGCUCUCGCUGCUUGGUCUCUGCUUAGCCCAUCUGAACCUACAGAAGAGGCAGAAGGCAAAGCUGGCGAGCCUUCUCCUAACGAAACCACUGAAAAGGAAGAGAGCAGUGAGGUUAAUGAUUGCAAGGAGCAACCAGACGUGGAUGCGAACGGAGGAUCUGCCGCACCUGAAGUAUUAAAUGAGGAAGUGAACGAAGUCAAAGAAGCUCAAGUCAUGGAGAUAGAGGUCAAAGAAACGGAGGUGAAAGUGGUUGCAGACGUAACAGAGCUGGAAACGACCGUGGUAGGGGCAGGAGAGGGUAAUAAUAACGAGCAAAAGAAUGAGAUGGAGGAUCGAGACGGGGAGCAGAGGCAACAGAAUCAAGAAGAUGACAACAAAGAGGAAAACGAGGACGAUGGCAAUGACAAGUUAUCAGGCCCCUUGGAGAUGAGAUGCGAUGGUGACUGUGGAAAGCAGUGGACUUAUGCGGACAAUUUCUAUGCCUGCAGAGACUGCUUAGAUGUGCAAUUUUGCCACCCCUGUUUUACCACGUUGAAGGCUGGUGUUGUGGACCUGAAGGUAUGCCGCAAAAAUCAUGAAUUCCUACAUGUUCCCCCCUGGAAUGCAGAGGUUGCCAAGGAAGUACCCAAGGGAUCUAUUCGGGUUGGAGAGGAAAUCAUCAUGAUCUCUGACUGGGUGCAGCGAAUGCGGGUGCAAUGGGGGAUUACAGUGGAAGAAGUCAAGGCGGAGCCAAGCGAGGAGACGUCUACUUCAUGA